This is a messenger RNA of Lolium rigidum, 2565 nucleotides long. Its product is annotated as beta-galactosidase 4. Bases 116 to 2110 code for a protein of 664 amino acids. The transcript has 18 exons. Gene Ontology annotation, cellular component: cell wall; vacuole. The record is from RefSeq and is a predicted model, not a curated record. Gene Ontology annotation, biological process: carbohydrate metabolic process. Gene Ontology annotation, molecular function: beta-galactosidase activity. Lineage: Eukaryota; Viridiplantae; Streptophyta; Magnoliopsida; Poales; Poaceae.
CGCCGCCUCCGCGGCCAAUGCCGCCGUCUCCUACGACCACCGCUCCCUCGUCAUCAACGGCCGCCGCCGCAUCCUCAUCUCCGGCUCCAUCCACUACCCAAGAAGCACACCCGAGAUGUGGCCGGGGCUCAUCCAGAAGGCCAAGGACGGCGGCCUCGACGUCAUCCAGACCUACGUCUUCUGGAACGGACACGAGCCGGUCAAGGGCCAGUACUACUUCAGCGACCGGUACGACCUGGUCCGGUUCGUGAAGCUGGCGAACCAGGCCGGCCUCUACGUCCACCUCCGCAUCGGCCCCUAUGUCUGCGCCGAGUGGAACUUUGGUGGAUUUCCUGUUUGGCUCAAGUAUGUGCCUGGCAUCAGCUUCAGGACUGACAAUGGCCCGUUCAAGGCUGAGAUGCAGAGAUUUGUCGAGAAGAUCGUGUCGAUGAUGAAAUCCGAGAAGCUAUUCGAAUGGCAGGGCGGUCCGAUCAUCAUGUCUCAGGUGGAGAACGAGUUCGGGCCGAUGGAGUCUGUCGGGGGCAGCGGUGCCAAGCCGUAUGCGAAUUGGGCUGCCAAGAUGGCUGUCGCGACCAACACCGGUGUGCCGUGGGUGAUGUGCAAACAGGACGACGCCCCGGACCCCGUGAUUAACACUUGCAAUGGCUUCUACUGUGAUUACUUCACCCCAAAUAAUAAAAACAAGCCGACCAUGUGGACAGAGGCCUGGACCGGGUGGUUUACGUCGUUCGGAGGGGCAGUGCCUCACCGGCCAGUUGAGGACAUGGCCUUCGCCGUGGCAAGGUUCAUACAGAAAGGCGGCUCCUUCGUGAACUAUUACAUGUACCAUGGAGGAACCAACUUUGGACGCACGGCAGGCGGUCCCUUCAUCGCAACCAGCUAUGAUUAUGAUGCCCCCAUUGACGAAUUUGGUUUGCUUAGGCAACCAAAAUGGGGUCACUUGAGGGACCUGCACAAGGCCAUCAAGCAGGCUGAGCCUGUGCUGGUUUCUGGCGAUCCGACGAUUCAGAAGCUGGGAAACUACGAGAAGGCCUAUGUCUACAAGUCAAAGAAUGGAGCUUGUGCUGCAUUCCUUUCAAACUACCACAUGAAUUCUGCGGUGAAAGUCAGGUUCAAUGGCAGGCACUAUGACCUCCCUGCUUGGUCCAUCAGCAUCCUCCCGGACUGCAAAACCGCGGUUUUCAACACUGCCACGGUGAAAGGGCCAACACUGCUGCCAAAGAUGCAUCCGGUGGUGCGGUUCGCUUGGCAGUCGUACAACGAGGACACAAACUCACUGGAUGACAGCGCGUUCACCAAGGAUGGCCUGGUUGAGCAGCUGAGCAUGACAUGGGACAAGUCGGACUACCUGUGGUACACCACACACGUUAACAUUGGUCCCAAUGAGCUCCCGAAGAAUGGCCAGUGGCCUCAGCUCACCAUCAUGUCAGCUGGCCACUCGAUGCAGAUUUUCGUCAAUGGACAAUCAUAUGGUUCUGUUUACGGCGGUUAUGAGAACCCGAAGCUCACAUAUGAUGGACAUGUGAAGAUGUGGCAAGGGAGCAACAAGAUCUCGAUCCUGAGUUCAGCAGUUGGGCUUCCUAAUGUCGGGAACCAUUUCGAGAGGUGGAACGUCGGCGUGCUCGGACCGGUGACCCUCUCGGGACUAAACGGGGGAAAGAGAGACCUGAGCCAUCAGAAAUGGACAUAUCAGGUUGGCCUGAGAGGUGAAUCGCUGGGUCUCCACACCGAAGCCGGAAGCUCCGCCGUGGAGUGGGGCGGUCCUGGUAACAAGCAGCCACUGACUUGGCACAAGGCAUUGUUCAACGCGCCGGCGGGGAGCGACCCGGUGGCGCUGGACAUGGGGAGCAUGGGCAAAGGUCAGAUGUGGGUGAACGGCCACAACGUCGGCCGGUACUGGUCCUACAAGGCCCCCUCCGGCGGCUGCGGCGGGUGCAGCUACGCCGGGACGUACCGCGAGGGCAAGUGCCGCUCCAACUGCGGCGAGCCGUCCCAGAGAUGGUACCACGUGCCGCGGUCGUGGCUGAAGCCGGGCGGCAACCUGCUGGUGGUGCUGGAGGAGUACGGCGGCGACCUCGCCGGCGUCGCCCUGGCCACGAGAACUACAUGAUCGAGCGACUACACAAUUCAGAAAAGAUAUCCUGCUGAUUGAUUCAUUUCAUACAACUACAAUGCUGCCGUGAACAUGUGACCUGUUCACGCGGUGCUCGCCGACGGUAUUUUACACACAAUACGCUGUACACGCACAGGCUGUGCUACAGAUGUGGUAGUAGAGGUAGAGAGGGAUCCAGUCAGGGAUUAUUAUUGUAGAGGGCAGCGGAGGUCGUUGGUUGGUUGCGGCCAUCAGUGCGGCUGCAAGAAGACGGCAGGCACAUGUGCAGUGUGCUUGCAAUCAAUCAGGCAGCAAGCCAGCCCAUUCUUUUGUUUCUUCACGUGACCCCGGAAAUACUUACUAUAGCUACUGCACCACCAUAGUAGAUCAGGUAUUUAAUUGUUUGUCACCGCUCGUGACAGCUUUUGUGUACUGCUGCAUUUGCAACAUUUGGGUUGCAGAUGUGGUCAGAU